This is a messenger RNA of Neocloeon triangulifer, 2172 nucleotides long. RefSeq names its product protein tyrosine phosphatase domain-containing protein 1-like. Gene Ontology annotation, molecular function: protein tyrosine/serine/threonine phosphatase activity. The transcript is spliced from 13 exons. The record is from RefSeq and is a predicted model, not a curated record. Lineage: Eukaryota; Metazoa; Arthropoda; Insecta; Ephemeroptera; Baetidae. Gene Ontology annotation, biological process: cilium assembly; protein dephosphorylation. The coding region runs from base 144 to 1913 and encodes 589 amino acids.
GUGAGAGGGCGCUCGAGGGGUUUUGCUUUUCCCCAGGGGUGGGUGGUGUUCCGUGCGUGUCACUUGACUUUUCAGUAGUCAGCCGGUGGCACGCCAAGCUGUAUGGAUAAUGCACACCCGCUCCAGCUAGCUGCGGCUGCCAGAUGAUAGCGCAGGACAAGAGGGCGCCCGCCGACCUGCAGCCGGGGUCAGCCGUGGCCCCGGCAGCUGAGCCAAACUACACGAAGCUGUCGGAGAACCUGCGAAAGGUGACCCCUCCGACGUUCCAGUGCUCUGUCUUCUGCGGGGGCCGCAAGUGCAAGUACGAGACCUCGGCCCACUGGCGACCCGAACAGAUGGCCAUUCCUGGCGUCUUCUCCCACUGGGUGACUGACGACAUCGUGGCCAUGGCACGACCCAACACCGAACUGAUUCAAAAGAAGCAACUAAUCCAGCACUUUCAAAAACUGGGCAUCAACUCGAUCAUAAACCUGCAGCUGCCAGGCGAACACUCAAGCUGCGGCAACUGCCUCGAGGACAGCGGCUUCACCUACGACCCUAGCACUUUCAUGAAACACAAUAUUUUCUUUUACAACUUUGGCUGGAAGGACUACGGCGAGGCGAGUCUGACCAGUCUGCUGGACAUGGUCAAGGUGAUGGCGUUCGCCGUGUCCGAAGGCAAGGUCGCCGUCCACUGUCAUGCAGGUCUUGGCAGGACGGGCGUGCUGAUCGCCUGCUACCUGGUGUACACGUGUCGAGUGCGAGCAAACGACGCGAUUCGGUAUGUUCGCUUGAAGCGUCCGAGCGCCGUUCAGACCCGCGGUCAGAUUCUGUGCGUGCAAGAGUUUGAACAGUUCGUACUUCCGCAGUGCAUCGUUUUCUGCAACAAAGACUUUUUGAGCAAAGACAAGAAGGUGGCCGAGUUCUCUCUGGUGCAGUACCUCAAUCGGCAGCGCCUGAUUUUGCACGGAAACGAAGUCAGGGCCUUCAAAUACGUACCAAAGAUUUUGUUCAUUUUGUGCGAGAGACUGAUUAAAUUGAGCGGCGGACGCACCACCGAGCUGGACUCGGCGACGCCAUUCACAAGAGCCUUCAUCGCGCACCGCGUCAACCCGGACAGGCACCAUCUCGGACGGGGUGGUAGCGGAGACUCGAGUAACUCAAAUAGUUCAACGUGCCGGCCAAGCACCGCAGAAAUUGAAUGUGAUCUCGGAGUUUCGAGUGGUAGCAGCAGCACCACUUGCAUUUCCCCAGACAUGCCCUCUUGUGCUUCCGGAAUGUCAGGUCUCGACGACAGCGGCGUGGACGCGGUGCUGGGCGACGGCAUCGUCGGCCAGAAGCUGCAGGAAAACGAGUGUUACCAGGAAUUGAGUUCGCAGAUCGAUCUUCGUCAAGCGGCUGCCAAGGAGGACCUCAAGGGAGCCGCCGGCUACGUGGCCGACGCACUCCUCGCCGAUCAUUCCAAGGAACCACUCAGAAAACAGGUGAAGCAAAUUCGAAUUGACCUCAACUCGCGCUACUCAACAGUGGACCGACUGCGGGUCGAGUGUGAUGCACAACUGCUGGCGGCCGUGCUGUUCGAAUGGCUUGAGCACCUGAAAAUUCCGAUUAUCACCAAGGAAGAGCUGAGUGCCGUUGUGGUUCGCGGCGAGAAUCUCAGCAUUUGCUUAAAAAAGUUUGACGCUAGUGCGGCCCAUACACUGGAGUACCUGAUUCGGUUCGUAGCUCGGCUCCAGGGCAUCGGUCGUGACGUGCAGAUGGACCUUGUGCGCCGUUUGGCCGCAUCGCUUACCCACCAGUCAGUGGUUGUUCGUGGACUUCUGCAGCCCACACUGAAAGAAUUUCAAAAGCUGCGUGAAGGCACCCUGAAAGUGUUGAUCAACUUCCUGAUGAUGUUUCUGAGCCAGAUGGAGGAAACCGGCGAAGAAACUUGAGAGACUUGAGGAAAGUUGAUUUUUGGGAAAACUUGUAAAAUCUGCUCAUGUGCAGUUUCUGGGAAGGAUAAAAUCAAACAGGUCAUUGUAUACCGCACCUUUGUGACUUUGCGCACCCAAGACGCAUUAUUAAAAUUGAAAAUUUUAACUAGUUUGAAAAAAAUACGCAUAAUUGUUCUCCAUUACGUGGACGUGUAAUUGAAGCAAUAAAUCUCAAAUUUGCUGACCUCAAUGUUUGUCAGCGUGUGGAAAGUUAUUC